This is a messenger RNA of Haplochromis burtoni (Burton's mouthbrooder), 722 nucleotides long. It is a transcript of the gene lsm1, whose product is annotated as LSM1, U6 small nuclear RNA associated. Gene Ontology annotation, molecular function: RNA cap binding. NCBI's taxonomy places the organism in Eukaryota, Metazoa, Chordata, Actinopteri, Cichliformes, Cichlidae. The coding region runs from base 138 to 539 and encodes 133 amino acids. The transcript is spliced from 4 exons. Gene Ontology annotation, biological process: deadenylation-dependent decapping of nuclear-transcribed mRNA. The record is from RefSeq and is a predicted model, not a curated record. Gene Ontology annotation, cellular component: Lsm1-7-Pat1 complex; P-body.
CAGGAAGUUCAUCCCUGGCGUGUAUAAAGACGCUUCCUGUGCUAAUUUUGUGAGAAACAUGUAUUGAAACAUUAAUGGCUUGACGGUAUAUACAGAUAUAAGACUCAAAUAAGAAGAAGAAGAAGCAGCAGCACAAGAUGAACUACGUACCAGGGACGGCAAGCCUCAUUGACGACAUCGAUAAGAAGCACCUGGUGCUGCUCCGAGAUGGAAGAACAUUGAUUGGUUACCUGAGAAGCAUUGAUCAGUUUGCCAAUUUAGUUUUUCACCAGACAGUUGAGCGCAUCCACGUGGGAAAAAAGUUUGGUGACAUCCCCAGAGGAAUAUUCAUCGUGAGAGGAGAAAAUGUGGUGCUGCUUGGAGAGAUAGACAUGGAUAAGCCCUGUGACACAGUGCUGCAGCAAGUCUCCAUUGAAGAGAUCUUGGAGGAGCAGCGGCUGCAGCAGCAAGCCAAACAGGAGACGGAGAAAGUCAAAAUGCAGGUCCUGAAGGACCGAGGCCUGUCCAUACCCAAAGCUGACAACCUAGAUGAAUACUAGCAGCCUAGUUGCUGUGGGCCUCUUUCUCAGUUGGCAUUGAACUGACAAGUUUGAAGUUGAACCUGAGAGCGCAUGGGAGCCUGACUUUUUGUUUUUAAGUGGGGAGAACAUACCAUUAUAUGGAGUCCAGCUACUGUGAUGUACUGUAUCAAUUUAAUUUGAGGUUUGUAAAGGGGGGGGGGG